Messenger RNA from Petromyzon marinus (sea lamprey), 2572 nucleotides. Its product is annotated as GTP-binding protein Di-Ras2-like. Gene Ontology annotation, molecular function: GTPase activity; GTP binding. NCBI's taxonomy places the organism in Eukaryota, Metazoa, Chordata, Hyperoartia, Petromyzontiformes, Petromyzontidae. Gene Ontology annotation, biological process: signal transduction. The record is from RefSeq and is a predicted model, not a curated record. Gene Ontology annotation, cellular component: membrane.
CCCCCUUGCUCGAUUCACGAGGGAAUCGAGUCGCGUGCAUCACCCACACAGAGAAAAGAGACACAGAGACACACAGAGAGAGAGAGCGAGCGAGCGAAGAGAUGCAAUGAACAAGGCAAGAGUCGACCGGUGUGGAGAACCAAUGAAGGUGACUGCUGAACUCUCCGCGUAAACAACAACAACAACAAAACUACCCGCCUGGACACUCCUGCAACCACUCCGGAUGAGAGACACAAAGUGAGACUGGCUAUUUACCCAAGAUCAGGGGGCCAGACCACCAGCAGAAGACGGCCUCCCCGGGAGGCAUUGUCCGGGCCACUGAUUUGUUUCAGCCGCUCAUCGGGUCCAGCCACAGAGCCCCCCCUGCCCCCCCCCCCCCCCCCGCCCAGCAGGGAGACCGCUGCUGCGACAAGACGUCAGGCAGCCAGCCCGCUAAGCUAAGCGUCGUCACGGCCAUUCGCUCGCCCGUCCUUGCGCGGUCAUUCUGUUCCUCCCGGCACGAAAAGCUGCGCACGCCGAUUCCCACAUCCCCGCCUCCUCUGAACGGCGUACCUCAAUAAUCCACCUCGAAAAAAAUCCAUCGAUCCCGACCGGCGGACCGUCCUUCAUCCCCGACGCGUUGAUGUUAUUUGCUUGGGUGGAUAUAUCCAAACGCCGCGCGCAUGCACGCGGGCUUCCCCCGAACGUCGAUUUCGGAACAUCUGAAACUUCACCGCGGGCGUCCCCGAAAUCCAUCGGCGAAUCAAAAAGACCCCACGCUUAAACGGGCCCCGCAUUCGACGCCUAUUUGAAGCUCAACAUUCCUACCCGAAAUAUAUCACAGAGAAUAUCGCAAGUAACAUCAGAGAUAAUAUCAUUAGAGGGAGCGACGCCCUCCAUAGUUACAUAAGUGUCCCACUGUGCUAAGCGUAAGCGCGACAAGUCGGUGACUACCCCGCCCCCCCCCCCCCCUCCCAACCGCCACUGGCACAAUCGACGCAGGCAGGCCCCUGAGGCCUUGGGCCCAGCAAAGUCGUCAACGGCCUGCAGCUCCUCGGCACUGAGAUAUCCCGAUUGUCGGGACACCACCACCGCCACCACCAUCGCCGCCAUCUGUCGCUAAACAAAAAAAAACGCGGCGUGGCUCCUUCAUGCCACGGGACCUCAGCAGGCCCCUCACAAGUAUCUCAAAAGCCUCCAGACGACAACGACGUCGUGAACUCUGGCGAACCGACCGGUCUUUUAGCCCCUCUCACCAGACUCUCAGGGCCUCAACUCGCCCCGGGCCAUAACAGCCUCUCGACCUCCAGCAUCUGGUCUUUCAGGAUCCCAGUUUUCUAGGCACGCACCUCCCCCCCCCCACCAAUCCCUCAAAUAACCUUUGGGGGCUCCAAAGCCGCAUUCGGCCAUUGGGCCUUGCACAACAACCUCAGGCCUCUACCUAUGCCUCCGAACCCAAUCGGCCUCUUGUAACUCAGCCCCACGCUUGCAGGGUGUCUAUAUCAUCCCCCCCCACCCCUCAUGCUGUAGUUUUUAAGACUUUGGGGGGCCCCCUCCUAUAGCAGCAUCUCGUUCCCUUGUCCACGAAACAUCCUUCAGGCCACCGGAUCCCCUCCCCCCCCCCCCCCCCCGGCUUUGGAGACCUCCUGGCACCGCUGAGGCUCUGUCCAGGCUUCGUCCCGCUCAUCCCCGCAGCGGGCGUGGGUGCGGAGGAUCGGUUGAGCGGGGAGAGGGAGAAAGAGGAGGAAGCAAGAGGAGGGGAGGAAGGAGAACAAGAGGAGAGGAGGAAGAGGAGGAGGAGGAAGCAAGAGGAGGAGGAGGAGGAGGGGGGCAAGGAGGAAGGGUCGCUGCGCGGCCUGGCCCCCGGCCCGGCGAUGCCGGAGCAAAGCAACGACUAUCGCGUGGUGGUGUUCGGCGCGGGCGGCGUGGGCAAGAGCUCGCUGGUGCUGCGCUUCGUCAGGGGCACGUUCCGCGAGGCCUACGUGCCCACCAUCGAGGACACCUACCGCCAGGUGAUCAGCUGCGACAAGAGUGUGUGCACGCUGCAGAUCACCGACACCACGGGCUCGCACCAGUUCCCCGCCAUGCAGCGGCUGGCGAUCUCGCGCGGCCACGCCUUCCUCCUCGUCUACUCGGUGACGAGCCGCCAGAGCCUCGAGGAGCUGCGGCCCAUCUACGACGUCAUCGUGCAGAUCAAAGGCGACAUCUCCGCCGUGCCCAUGAUGCUCGUGGCCAACAAGUGCGACGAGACGGCGCGCGAGGUGGCCGCCGGCGAGGGCGAGGCGCAGGCCAAGGCUUGGCGCUGCGCCUUCACCGAGACGUCGGCCAAGAUGGACUACAACGUCACCGAGGCCUUCCAGGAGCUGCUCAACCUGGAGAAGAGGCGGCACAUGAGCCUGCAGGUGGAUGGGAAAAAAGGUGGAAAGCAAUCUUCCCGGAAGCACUUCAAGGGCAAGUGCGUGGUCAUGUGAUGGAGGUCAUGCGAUGGAGGUCAUGUGGUGGAGGUCAUGCGAUGGAGGUCACGCGGUGGAGGUUAUGAGGUGGAGGUCAUGCGGUGGAGGUCAUGUGGUGGAGGAGAGGGCUGGGUGGGCGG